AUGGAUCAAGCCAAGUUCAAAGAGUUUGACCAAAUCAGGAAGUCCUAUUUGCACUCUGUAAGUGUAUGUUAUAAUACGUGACUUUUAUUUGUAGAUUCAUGAGUUUAAUCGAAUCCAACGAUUGUUAAACGAUAUAAAAGAUUCGAAUCUUACGGAUGAACUUUUGAGUGAAGUUCCACAAGUUUCUAGUCAAGUGAUUGUCAAUAGGAAGUUGGAGUACCGAAUUGGAAUAAUGAAAAGGGUAAGAGAUUUGUCAAUGAAACAAGCUACUUUUAUUUUUAGGCUAUGGAAGAAGUGAAGGAAUUGGCGAAGAAAAGUAAGGUCGAUGAAAAGAAGGCUCCUGCUGUAAAAUACGUAAAAGUCAACGAUUUUAAGGACGCUGUGCUCGAGAAAUUGACAUCGGUGUUCUCUGAAGUUGUCGGAAACCUUUGGCCCGGAAACAAUUUCAACAUCACUUUGAGAGAAGCUUCCAAUCCGAAGUUUGGAGAUUAUCAAUUCGAUUCUGCUCCGAUGAUCGCCAACACCCUUAAGAUAAAGCCUGAUGAAGUCACGAGCAAGAUCAUAGAGCAUCUGCCACAAGUCAACCUUAUAAAGAGUGUUGAGAAAGCCAAAGUUUUUAUCAAUAUAUUUUUGAACAAGGAGACUGUUGGGAAGAAAGUGGCAUCCAUCUUUACAAAUGGAAUUUCUCUUCCUGAUUUGGAAAAGAAAAGGGUUGUAAUCGACUUUUCUUCGCCAAAUGUAGCCAAACAAAUGCAUGUUGGACAUUUGAGGUCGACAAUUAUUGGGGAAUCCUUCUCAAGAUUACUCGAAUAUGUUGGAUUUGAUGUGAGUGUAUAUAUAAGGAGCGUUCUUUCUACUCCAUUUCGGUCGCAGAAAACCGCGAUUUCAUGCUAUUUCCAUGUACAAAGUUUUUGUUGUUUCUCUAGUUUUAGACAAGAAUUUUGCAUUUCUUGUCUGGAGAGCCCACAGACAAGAAGUCGCGGGUUUCUGUGAUGAGGCCCGGAAUGAAGUUAUCUUACUUUUAUUUUUUAGGUAUUGAGACUUAAUCAUAUUGGAGACUGGGGAACUCAGUUUGGAAUGUUGAUUGCUCAUCUUCAGGAUAAAUUCCCCAAUUUCUCGAAAGAAACCCCACCACUUGAGGACCUUCAAGCCUUCUAUAAAGUAAGUUGUUAUGCCUGCUAUAAAAUAUAUUUUUUAGGAGUCAAAGAAACGGUUUGAUGAAGAUGAAGUGUUCAAGAAGCGUGCCUAUGAAUGUGUUGUGAAGUUACAAGCCAGGGUACCCGAAUUUGAGAGUGCCUGGAAACUGAUUUGCGAUGUCAGCCGUAAAGGUAACAGCUCGGUUACGAUAAAGGGUUUCUUUCAGAUUACACCAAGAUUUAUGAGCGUUUGGACGUUACUUUGCAAGAAAGAGGAGAGUCUUUCUACCAGGAUAAGAUGGUUUCUCUUGUUGAAGAUCUGGAAAAAGACGGCAAACUGAAAUUGGAGGAUGGAAGGAAACUAUUCUAUCCAAAAGAGGCCAACAUUCCCUUGACCAUUGUGAAGAGUGAUGGCGGAUUUACUUAUGAUACUUCCGACCUGGCUACGAUUAGACAACGAUUGUUUGAAGAAAAGGGGCAGUGGCUUCUAUAUGUGGUUGACAGAGGACAGGCCGAACAUUUUGAGGUGGGUUAUUCCUGCUGUUUGUUUAAUGACGUUAAUUCAGUCUGUUUACGCGGCAGCUAGAGAUCUUGGAUGGUAUGAUCCGAAAGAAAUCCGAGUGGAACACGUCCAAUUUGGGGUUGUUCUUGGCGAAGACAAGUAGGUUGGCGCAUUUUCUUACUGUUUAUUUGUCUAGAAAGAAGUUCAAAACUCGUUCUGGGGAUACUGUCAAGUUGUCUGAUUUGUUAGAUGAGGGCGUAAAAAGAGCCGAUGCCAAGCUGAAGGAGUUGAAGAGAGAUGCAGUGAUGUCUCCUCAAGAAUUAGAAGCAGCUCGAGAUGCCCUUGCUUAUGGAUGUAUCAGAUAUGCUGAUCUCUCUAAUGGCCGAACCAACGAUUACGUAUUCUCUUUCGAUCGGGUAUGUUUUGUUUCUUCUUUUAAUUGUGCCUUGGUUUACAAUUCUUUAUUUUAUGGAGCAUGUUUUAGAUGUUGAAAGACAAAGGAAACACCGCCGUUUACUUGCUGUAUGCUUAUGCCCGGAUCAGGUAAUAUUUAACCUUGUAGUUGUUACUGUGUAAACUUAGGUCGAUUGCUCGAGAAGCUAAGAUCACGAGAGCGUCUAUAACUGAAUACGUCAGCAGUCUCCCUGGCCAAGUUCUCCCACUCGAACAUGAAAGGGAAUUCAAGUUGGCCAAACAGUUGCUCAAAUUCUCGGACACUCUCUUACUGGUAUUGGAAUCUCUCCAACUUCACAAACUCUGUGAUUAUGUUUAUAAUCUGGCUACUGUUUUCCACGACUUUUACAAGGAUUGUUAUGUUAUUAACAAGAGUAAGACUGGAGAGGUCACUAUCCAUUAUCAUCGUCUGGUGCUUUGUGAAGUGACUGCCGACACCAUGGCGGCCUGUUUCAAGAUUCUGGGGAUCAGACCCAUUGAGAGAAUGUGA
Molecule: messenger RNA, 2581 nt
Organism: Bursaphelenchus xylophilus (pine wood nematode)
Lineage: Eukaryota; Metazoa; Nematoda; Chromadorea; Rhabditida; Aphelenchoididae
Source: the annotation of a GenBank genome assembly